Molecule: messenger RNA, 904 nt
Organism: Aquila chrysaetos chrysaetos
Lineage: Eukaryota; Metazoa; Chordata; Aves; Accipitriformes; Accipitridae
Gene: UBALD2
Product: UBA like domain containing 2
Exons: 3
Coding region: 120-635 (171 amino acids)
Molecular function (GO): protein binding
Source: RefSeq, a predicted model, not a curated record
CCCGCCCCGCGCCCCCCCCCCCUCCCCUCCCGUCCGCCGCCCCCCGGUGUCGGCGCGGCGCGGGGCGGCGGGCGCGCUCCGGGCAGCCAGGGCGGCAGCUCGGCGGGGCCGCCCCCGCCAUGUCGGUGAACAUGGAGGAGCUGCGGCACCAGGUGAUGAUCAACCAGUUCGUGCUGGCGGCCGGUUGCGCCGCCGACCAGGCCAAGCAGCUGCUGCAGGCGGCCCACUGGCAGUUCGAGACGGCCCUGAGCGCCUUCUUCCAGGAGACCAACAUUCCCAGCAGCCACCACCCCCCCCCAGAUGAUGUGCACCCCCAGCAACACGCCGGCCACGCCACCCAACUUCCCGGACGCUCUGGCCAUGUUCUCCAAGCUGCGGACCUCCGAGAGCCUGCAGAGCAGCAACAGCCCCAUCACCUCCAUGGCCUGCUCCCCCCCGGGGAGCUUCAGCCCCUUCUGGGCCUCCUCGCCCCCCAGCCACCAGCCCGCCUGGUUGCCCCCCUCCUCGCCCACCGCUCACGGCCUCCACCACCACUUGCACCACCCGCAACCUGCCUGGCCCCCUGCCCCUCCGCCUGCCGCCCCCCCACAGAAAGCCGUGGCCACCAUGGACGGCCAGAGAUAAGACUGGGUUAGCAGAGGGGGGGGAGGGUUGGAAAUGGGGGGCAGGGGAGGAAGGGAGGUCCGGGCCAGGGCGUUGGGAGCAGGGGCUCCCCAAGAAACGCACUGGAAUAAUUUUCUAGGGUUUAUUAUUAUUUUUAAGCAGGGGGGGGACACAUGCUGCCAGGGAGGACGCUGGCCCAUGAGAGCCUCUGCAAGAGUCACUAGCUGGUCUUUUCUCCCCCCAUUAUUUUUUUUUUUUAAAUAUAUAACUAUAAUAUAUAAAUAUAUCUAAUGUAUAUAAA